AGAGAGGACUAUUGAUUUGGGGUUGGGAGGUUAUAUUAAUGCAAAAUACAGAGAGGACCAACUCAAGUGUCCUUGUAGUCACACACCACACACAGCAGCUGUCAUUCGAUAUUAUACACACACAACACAACUUCCCCCUUCCUAUUCCAGCAAAUCAGUCUUUGCAUCUGUCGGAUCAUCCUCUCUCUCUCUCUCUCUCUCUAACUUUCUCUCUCCUCCACUCCUUCCAUUCCCCUUUCUCCCCUAGUUAAACACACAAAUUCAGACAACCCAUUCAUCAUUAACAACAACAACAACAAUUACUAAAACCAUCUCUCUCUCGCUCUCUCCCCUAGUUAAACACACAUUCAGACAACCCAUUCAUCAUUAACAACAACGACAGCAACACUUACUAAAACCAUCUCUCUCUCUCUCUCUGUCCCUUUCCAUGUCUAGAGGGAUGGAGGUAGAGGAGAGAGAGACACAGAAAAGAACAACUUCAUGACUUCAUCAAGAGUUGAUACAUAAGAAGAAAAAAAAAAUACCCAUUUUGUGAUUUAGACGCCAUGGCACACCAGCAUUACCGAUCACCGUUCGGCGACACGACCUACACCAAAGUUUUCGUCGGAGGCCUUGCUUGGGAAACUCAGACCGAUGUUAUGCGAGGAUACUUCGAGCAGUUCGGAGAAAUUCUUGAGGCUGUGAUCAUCGCCGAUAAGAACACUGGAAAGUCCAAAGGAUAUGGAUUUGUGACUUUUCGCGAUCCCGAGUCGGCCAAGAGGGCUUGUAAUGAUCCGAACCCUGUCAUUGAUGGAAGGAGAGCGAAUUGUAAUAUUGCUUCACUUGGACGCCCUCGACCUUCACCACCGAGAGGUAGAAAUCAAGGUGGUAAUCCAUAUCAUGGAGGUGGAUCAUCAUCAACACCAUAUAGUGGAGGAUCGGCACCAUUGGUUCCUGCUCCCCCAGCAGUACCACCAGCACCACAGGCACAACCACCAGUCAUUUAUCCAUCUUAUGGGUACGCAACCUACCCACCUGAUUAUGGAUACCCCCAAGCAUUUUAUAACUCACAAUUACUUCAGCAACAACAAUACUACCACCAUCACCAACAACUGUACGGAACAUCAUCACCAUCAACAAUGGGGUCUCCAUAUUUUUAUGGAUAUUCUACAAGGGGAACACUUUCUGCAGCACCACAGGCGCAACGUAUCCCAGGACCAUCUUAUCUUUACUAUCCUACGCAGAUGGAGGGGUCCUUCUCCACUUUUCCAAACCCUCCUCCACCUCCUCAGCUAGUUCUACCCUUACGACCAACUACUACAAGGCAUCCCCCCCUUCCCUCUCCCUCUCCCUCUGAUUUACAGACUCCACAAAAUACCUCAACAGAAACAGAAGUUGCCGCCAUUACUUCAGAAAGUCCAAGGACCUAAGAGAGAAUCUGAUCAUCAAAUAAACACGGCAUGGUGAAAAUUUUAAUUAUACAAUCUUGACAAAUUAUGUUGGAUUUAAUUGGGAGAUUUGAAAAGAGAUUUAGAAAGGAAAAAUAAAAAAGUAGGUGAAAUGUUUUCACACACAUUUUACUUCAGAAAGUCCAAGGACCUAAUUUCACACACAUUUUUCUUUUUCAUUUUCAAAUCUUUUCCCAAAUUCUUCGAUUAAUGUUUUCAUCUCUCUCAAUAUUUCCUAAUUACUAAACUAUUCAUAAAUUUUUUUUUGGUCCAAUGUCACUGCUAUUGGUGAGUUCAGAGCUAUGUAUCCACAGUUUUGGCUGGCAAAGAUGGACUAAUCAAUCACCUUAUGCACAUUUUUCUUUUGUUUUGUUUUGUUUUGUUUUUGUUUUAUUAACACCAGUCCAAGAAAAAAAAAAAAAUUCGAUUUAUUUCAUUUUUAAUUAGGAGUACUCAUGUUUCAAUUAUAGAGGUUUAACAAUUUUUAUGUAUGGACAGAAGGGAUUGCAGUCCCUGUAAUAAAGAGUUUAUUGAUAAAUCAUGUAGGUUUCAUAUUUAUUUUCCCUAUCUUUUUAGUGGGAAAAAAUAAAUGAUCUGUAUUAUAUCCAA
This is a messenger RNA of Camellia sinensis, 2036 nucleotides long. RefSeq lists its product as uncharacterized. Gene Ontology annotation, molecular function: RNA binding. NCBI's taxonomy places the organism in Eukaryota, Viridiplantae, Streptophyta, Magnoliopsida, Ericales, Theaceae. The record is from RefSeq and is a predicted model, not a curated record.